Messenger RNA from Drosophila mauritiana, 516 nucleotides. RefSeq lists its product as uncharacterized. NCBI's taxonomy places the organism in Eukaryota, Metazoa, Arthropoda, Insecta, Diptera, Drosophilidae. The record is from RefSeq and is a predicted model, not a curated record. Bases 49 to 447 code for a protein of 132 amino acids. The transcript is spliced from 2 exons.
AAAUAUUCUAAGUUUUUUCUGGUCAUAAUCGCUGCUUAAAACAGGAGAAUGAGCGUGAUCAAGUCCAUAUUUCUGCUCAGUAUUUUGGCUGUCUGCCUCAUCCCACGGGAAACGGAGGCCCAGGCCACUAUUGGUGAAAGCUGGGGAAGGUUGGGCAAGUGUACUCAGGUGGGCAUCGAAACACUGACCAGCCUGGCCAACAAAAUCGUCCCGACCGUUUAUGAGUUGAAACAAUGCUCCGGAUACGUAUCUUUGGAACCGCCAAACGGCAAAGACAGGAAGAUUACCUGGUACCUUAAGGUAUCCUAUGAGUUCUUCAAGAAACUGGUCUUUGACGAGCCCAAAUGUCUGCGCAGUCUACUGACCAAGUUAGGUGCCACAAUCAAACCAUUUGCCGAGCAGAUAUCGGGACUGGGUUGCUUGGACGAAGAAGAUUAUAUCAUUUAAAAAGAAAAGUGUGCACAUUACAUAAAUAAAUCGAGAGCAAUAUGGGGUCUCAAAUGUCAGCAAGGAAAA